UGUCAAUACUCGAGAAUAGUAGUACCUAAAACGCGGAAGCGAAAGGUUUCCGCGGAUUUCGGACUUUGGAAGGGAAAGGUAGGCUCUUGGUGCUGCUGCUUGAGCAUCUGGCAACGCGUCUUACACACUUUACAGCGUGGAACUCUGACGGUUGUGUCGCUGAUUUGGAGUGGCCGCGGCGCAAUGGCGGAUUUAAAUGCGGCGAGUAGGUUUGAAAAGUCGUUAGGAUUGUUGACGACACGUUUUGUUAAUCUGUUGCAAGAAGCUCGUGAUGGAGUGUUAGAUUUGAAAGUGGCUGCAGAUACGUUGGCCGUCAGGCAGAAACGAAGAAUUUACGAUAUCACAAAUGUAUUAGAAGGAAUUGGUCUGAUUGAAAAGAAGAGUAAAAACAGCAUACAGUGGAGAGGGGCAGGUCCCGGAUGCAACACUCAAGAGAUUGGAGAAAAACUUGCCCAAUUGAGGAAUGAAGUAGCGUCAUUGGAUGCCUUAGAGAAACAUUUAGAUCAGCACAAACAGUGGAUACAGCAAAGCUUUCGGAAUACAAGUGAAGAUAAUGUCAAUAGUCGAUUAGCAUACAUCACUCACGAUGAUCUCUGCUCAAGUUUUGAAGGUGAUACCUUGCUUGCCAUCAGAGCCCCUCCACAUACUCACCUAGAAGUCCCCAUUCCAGAAGAUGAUCAGAAACGCCAGUAUCAGAUCCAUCUAAAAUCUCAAACUGUUCCAAUUCACGUCUUAUUGGUGAAUAAGGAUAGUGAAGGCACUAGUCCAAUUGCUGUACCUGUCCCACCUCCAAAACGUUUCUUAACGGAGACACGGCGUUCUCCAAGAAAAUCUCAGUCCCAGGAUCAACAAGAACCGUCUCUAAAGCCUAUGCAGUCAACUGGCGCUGAUGGAGAAGACACAGAAAUGGAAGAGCUUGUGUCUGAUUCGUUCCUUAGAUUGAGUCCUCCUCCCAGUGAGAGGGACUACUAUUUUCAUCUUGAUGAAAACGAGGGUCUUACCGAUCUAUUCGACAUGCCUAUCUCGUCCUUCUGAUCCUGCAUGCUGUUAAGCUGACCUUAAAGCUACGUCUAUCGUGCGAGUGAUGAUUAUUACCUGUUGUCCUUCCCUUAGCUAUUAUGGCACUGGUGUGGUCGGCAGAAACAGAUAAAACCCGCCGUUUGACACAGCGAAAGUUCAAAUUCAACCCACUGUUGAAAGUUAAUUCAUCGACUUGUUAAAUGAAGUAUCCCGUCGGUUAUCUUCCGAUCAUCACCAUCAAGUGAUGUAUUGUGCUGUAUGUUAGCAAAAAUCCUCAUCAAAAUGAAUACAAAUGAAUAGAACCCCGUCA
Molecule: messenger RNA, 1330 nt
Organism: Daphnia pulex (common water flea)
Lineage: Eukaryota; Metazoa; Arthropoda; Branchiopoda; Diplostraca; Daphniidae
Gene: E2f2
Product: transcription factor E2F4-like
Exons: 6
Coding region: 184-1035 (283 amino acids)
Biological process (GO): regulation of transcription by RNA polymerase II
Cellular component (GO): RNA polymerase II transcription regulator complex
Molecular function (GO): DNA-binding transcription factor activity, RNA polymerase II-specific; RNA polymerase II cis-regulatory region sequence-specific DNA binding; protein dimerization activity
Source: RefSeq, a predicted model, not a curated record